CCAGAACAGCAAUUUCGGCCAAUCAUUCUCCGUUUCUGAAAAAAAGAAAGAUGGCGAGCUCCAUCGGUGGCAUCCGCAUCUUACGGCGAAUUGACUUGCACCGCAGCACAGCCUGGCUGUGUGCCUCAGGACCAGGGCGCUGUGAUGGCCGCCGCUCGCUGCACGGCACUCUGGGAUACGUGCCGCGGCGAGCGGUGCUGUACGUCCCCGGGAACGACGAGCGGAAGCUGCGUAAGCUGGCCUCGCUGGACGUGGACUGCGCCGUGCUGGACUGCGAGGACGGCGUGGCGCUCAACAAGAAGGCCGAGGCUCGGGAGACCAUCGGGAGGAUGCUGGGCGAGCUGACUCUGGGACGCACGGAGAAGUGUGUGCGCGUGAACUCGGUGUCCAGCGGCCUGGCCGAGGCCGACCUGGAGGCCGUCCUGCAGGGGGCGGUGCUGCCCCCCGCCCUGAUGCUGCCCAAGCUGGAGGACACUCAGGAAGUGCAGUGGUUUGUGGACAGAUUUGGGCAGUGCCUGAAAGGGAGAGCCCUGGCCGAGCCCAUUCGCCUGGUCACCUUCGUGGAGACGGCAGUGGGUCUGCUCAAUUUUAAGGCCGUCUGUGAGGAGGUUCGCCAGCUUGGCCCGCGGGUCGGCCUGCACCACGAUGGCGUGGUGUUCGGCUCUGACGACUUCUGCGCCAGCAUAGGCGCGACCCGUACGAAAGGCGCGGCGGAGCUUCUGUACGCGCGGCAGAAGGUGGUGGUGACGGCGAAGGCCUUCGGCCUGCAGGCCAUCGACCUCGUUUACAUCGACUACCAGGACGGAGACGGGCUACGCAGGCAGGCCCGAGAGGGAGCGCUGAUGGGCUUCACUGGAAAACAAGUAAUUCACCCCAAUCAAGUCAAAGCUGUGCAGGAAGAAUUCUCGCCCAGUCCAGAGAGGGUGGAGUGGGCUCAGCAGCUGAUCGCUGCGUUUGAGGAGCAUCAGAAGUUGGGAAAGGGAGCGUUCACCUUCCGCGGCAGCAUGAUUGACAUGCCCUCGCUGAAGCAGGCCCAGAACAUUGUUGCCAUGGCCGCCGUCGUUGCCGGGCAGUGAGCCUCAGUGGUCCCGCCCGGCGUGCCUCAGCCCCGCCCUGUUUCCACACCUCCUUGGGGCCCCGCCCUGUUUCCACACCUCCUCAGGAUCCCGCCCACUGCAGGAGACGGGCCUUCUCUAAAGGAGCUAAAAAACCGCCUUGUCUUGCUGUUGAUUCAAAACGGUUAAUUUGUGCUGAUUUAGUCCCCGCUUAAUAUGACAAAUGUUUUUGUGUUGAACUGCAUUUUAUUUUGACAGCUGAUUGGGGAGUGGAGUGGAAGGGGGAGGGGAGGGGGAGGGGAGGGGGCAGUGAUGCGUUUUUUGAUGUCAGUCUGAGGCUUGACCAUCUUCUCUGGAAGUUCCUUUGAGCGCGUAACUCCCCUGCUCUGACUGUUAGUGUGCAGAUGUGAAGUUGUGCCAUGGCAGUGCUUGAGUGUGCGUGUGUGUGAGUUUGAGUGUG
Molecule: messenger RNA, 1515 nt
Organism: Anguilla anguilla (European eel)
Lineage: Eukaryota; Metazoa; Chordata; Actinopteri; Anguilliformes; Anguillidae
Gene: clybl
Product: citrate lyase beta like
Exons: 8
Coding region: 51-1076 (341 amino acids)
Biological process (GO): regulation of cobalamin catabolic process
Molecular function (GO): (S)-citramalyl-CoA lyase activity
Source: RefSeq, a predicted model, not a curated record